GGUAGUUAAAUGAUUGCUUUGGACUUUUGGAAGGAGAAACUGUGUAGCGCGGCAACGUGUGUGCGUGAAUCAGUGUUAUUAUCUAUCUACAGCAACUAAACAAGUGACACGUGACUUGGCCAGUGAAGAUGGUGGGGACCACCGCGCAGUCCCAUGUGUAUGUUCAAUACCCACCGUUGAGUUUCGAACCUCCAGGAGCGGCGGCAGUGAUGUACGACGAUGGCAACAAAGCCAUUAUUCUACCGUCUCAAGAUAAGAUCACUACGUAUUCCGUUGGGCAGGUUGCCUUAGGGACGAGUGUUGUAAAGCAGGGUCCUGUGCUCAGCGUGAGGUUUUCCUUGGAUGCCAAGAUUCUGGCGGUGCAAAGGUCAAAGAAUGAGGUGGAGUUGAUUAACCGGUCCAGUGGAAAGGAGUGGAGGCAGGGGUGCAGGAGGGGCGGAGAGAAUAGUAUCUUGGGUUUCUUCUGGACCGACUGCCCUGUUUGCGACUUCGUGGUUGUCACAUCCAGUGGCCUGGAACUGUAUGCUUUACUACGGGGUCGAGAUGGACUGAGGCUAGUUAAUUUCAAAAAGUGGGUCACCAAUUGGUCCAUCCUGGGCGCGACUUCACCGUGCACGUCACCGUAUCAACGAGGAGCAUCCAUCUUCGUGACCUUGGCUGUGCUCAUCGUCGGCGCCCCCACGUCAUCGCCAUUGCCGCUGUUAUCGUCGGCGCUACCACGUCAACGCCUCGCUACCUCGUCGUCGCUGCCACGUCAGCUCCUCGUCCUCGUCACCGAUCCCGAAGCAGCCGCACAGUGGAUGCCUAAGAUACCUCUAAUGAGUCCCAAGCCCUUCUCUGGAGAUAGGAAGAAGGAAGAGGACUUAGACACCUGGGUGAGGACUGUGCCUACUUAUGUGAGGCACAAGCUCACCAGGCCAGAGCAAGAAGUUGUAGUGGCUACUUCCUUUUUAGAGGGAUCAGCAGCCCGCUGGUUGAAUGGUAUAGUGCAGCAGCAGGGCUACGGUCAAAACUUCGAUGCCUGGGCACAGGCCCAGAGAUUGGAAGAGUUUGUACGGUCCGUAUAUAACAGGUGGCAUGACCCGCAAGGGGCUCAGAAGGCCAUCGAUGCUAUCAACAAUCUUUGUGCCCGUAGGUUCAAGGAUGUUAGAGAGCUCGCGGAUACCGUAGAGCGACUACUCGUGGUACCUGGUGUGCGCUUUGACCAGCAGGUUCUCCUGACGGAUUACCUAAGGUGCCUACCUGCAGAGGUAAGGACCAAGCUGGUUGAUGAAGCCUGUGUCGAACAACACACCUUCGCUUCUUUUAGUGAGAAAGCUCUGGAUAUAGAGGCAAAGUUGGGAUCUGCUCAUAAGGCAUCUCAUGAUGGUAGGAAGAGACUACCCCAAGAUUUGAAGAAGAAGGGUCAGUUAAUGUUCGUUGACCACGAUGGUCAAACGACUGAGAUUGACGAUUUCCCAGACCUUGGGGAGUUGACAGAGCAGGAUGGGGCCAGUGAGACUUCGGAUGGGGGAGUCGUGGCACCCAUCAAGGAAAAGGCUAGGGGGACCGGGAAGAAGAAGGCAGGACGGUCCACGGGUCAGGGAGACCAAGGGACACCCGCAUGGGUAAAGCUUGGUUUGGAUUACGAGGUGUGGAGGGACCGAGUUGCCAGGGGCACAUGCAUGAAUUGUGGCAACUAUGGCCACACGUCUGGGACUUGCCGUAGCAAGAAGGUCACCACGAAGGUAGCCUCACCAACGAUGGUGGGCUUAUCUUCAAAUCCUCGGAGACGUAGCCUGCACCUUUCCUAUGGAGGAGGGGAAGUGAUCCACAAGAUCUCCUUCCUGGUGAGCGACGAACUGCCAUUCGAUAUGCUACUAGGCAUGUACUACCUCAAAGUCUCGCAACCUCAGUUUGACUGGGAUAGAAAGGUGUUGAUUCACAAAUUACCCAAUGGUAGAACGGUUAGAUUGCAGAAGUAUAAAGCUAGCAGUCUAAUAGAAAACUACGGCUGUAUGUCCGCUUCAUCCUUCUAUAACUACUAUAAGCAGAAUCAAGAGGAGGGCAUGUAUCUAGUCUUUGUCUCUGAGAAAGGGGAGGGCGUUAAAUCACCCCCAGAGAUAGAAAAAGUCGUCGCACAAUAUUCAGACCUUUUUGAGGAGCCCACAGGCGUGGUAGAAAGGGAGGUUGUACGUGCGAUAGAGGUUGUCCCAGGUAGCAAGGUACCUAGAGGACGAAUCUAUAGGAUGUCUCCCGGAGAGUUAGAUGAGCUUCGCCUCGAACUCAAGGAGCUCACAGAGAAGGGAUGGAUACGACCUAGUACCUCCCCUUACGGUGUGCCAGUCUUAUUUGUUCCAAAGAAGGGAGGUCCAUUAAGGAUGUGCAUUGACUAUAGGGGCCUCAAUGCCAUCACCGUCAAGAACGCGGAGCCCCUACCCCGCAUUGACGACCUCUUGGAUAGAGUGCAGGGAUGCCGGUACUUCACAAAGAUAGAUCUGAAGUCCGAAUACCAUCAAAUUGUCGUUAGACAUGAGGACCAACACAAAACCGCAUUCCAGACCAGGUACGGUCUGUACGAGUUUGUGGUGAUGCCUUUUGGCCUAUGCAAUGCGCCUGGUACAUUUCAGCACGCGAUGAACCGGAUAUUUCAUGAGUACUUGGACAAGUUUAUCGUCGUGCACCUCGACGAUAUUCUUAUCUUUAGUAGGACUGUAGAGGAGCACGCUGAACACUUGAAAACAGUGCUAGGUCUCCUUAGACAACACCAGUACGAGGUAAACUUGGACAAAUGCGAGUUUGGUCGCACCAAGAUCUUGUACUUGGGUCAUGAAAUUUCAGCAGAUGGAUUGAGGCCGGAAGAUGCGAAGGUGGCCAGCAUACGUGACUGGCCUAGACCUCAGACUGUUACUGAGGUCAGAUCGUUUUUGGGGAUAACGGGCUAUUAUCGUCUGUUUGUGAAGAACUAUAGUACUAUUGCUUCCCCAUUAAUAGAUCUAACUCGACUUGACACCCCUUGGGAGUGGACUGAAGAAUGUGAAGCAAGCUUCAAGAAAUUGAAGUAUGCUCUGACACACUACAAAGUUCUCAAACUUCCGGAUCCUGACAAGCCAUUCAUUGUGACCACAGACGCUAGCCAAUAUGGCAUAGACGCGGUCCUUGCGCAACAAGAAGGGCCCAAGUUGAGACCGACCGAGUAUAUGAGCAAGAAGAUGCCAUCUCAAAAGUUAGCUAAGUCCACGUCAGGAAAGAGACACAUCUUUGUCAUAGUGGACCGUUUUACCAAGUACACCAGACUGAUCGCCAUGCCAGAAACAGCCAAAACUGACUAUGUCAUCAAACUGUUUAUGGAUAAUUGGGUAGGUGAUAGAGUCUGGGUAAAGUCAUCUGAACUAGGUCAGGAGAUAGGGAUAUCUAAAAAACUGAUGCCGCAGUAUUUUGGGCCCUGGGAGAUCUUGGACAUUGUAGGGGAUCAACCAGAUGGGCCUUCAUACGUGAUCCGUAUUCCUGCACGCCUACGCACCUACCCAGUGUUUCAUGCCUCCAAGCUGGCCCCUUUCGCUGCCACUGAUCAGUUCCCUUCCAGAAGAUCAAUGCUGCCCCCAACCAUGGACGGCGAGGUGGACAUUGACCAGAUGGUUGAGCAUCGAGUCAUGCCUGUUUCUCGACCAUCAGGCAGAGGGCGACCUCCUAAACCGAGAAUGCAGUAUCGUGUGAGCUUCAAAUAUCAUCUGGAUCCUAAAGAAGACCGGUGGUUCACACGAGAAGAACUCAUGAGAACAGCACCUCAAGUGAUUGCAGGCUAUGAAAGAGCACUCAAGGGGAAGAUGCCUGCAGAAUAAGAGACUUAUCAGAGGACUCACGAAGUAAAGGAGGAGGGAAUGCGAGGAUCAGGGUCCUCGGUUGGCCUAUGGGGACCUGUUUGCAGCAUUACCCACCCUAAGUGAAUGCGGAGGUGCCCGCCCUAAGUGAAGGCAUGCCUGGCUUUUUGCAAGAGGCCCUCGACUGUCAAUUUCAUAUUUGGGGUCCAGGCAGUUGCGACGCGCCAGUUGGUUGAAAGAAACACAGGCCGAGCAACAAAGACAUUUCCACGGC
Molecule: messenger RNA, 4074 nt
Organism: Chara braunii
Lineage: Eukaryota; Viridiplantae; Streptophyta; Charophyceae; Charales; Characeae
Source: the annotation of a GenBank genome assembly